This is a messenger RNA of Drosophila ananassae, 5671 nucleotides long. RefSeq lists its product as uncharacterized. The record is from RefSeq and is a predicted model, not a curated record. NCBI's taxonomy places the organism in Eukaryota, Metazoa, Arthropoda, Insecta, Diptera, Drosophilidae. The coding region runs from base 724 to 3843 and encodes 1039 amino acids. The transcript is spliced from 6 exons.
GUUGCAAGCCAACUCGAACGCGAACGUGGUUGGACGGCCCAGCAACAAAAAAAAGAAGCACGUAUCAUCAACAGUCGCACAGUAACUUGCGACUGAAUUCACGAUAAUCGGCAAAAAUAUCACAAAAAAUAUCAAAAACAAAUAUCCUUUUUGCGAUAUUUGUAAUCAACAAUCAUAGUUAGUUUCGUGUCGGUUCGGAGUUGCCGUCCGUGUGCGUAGGUGUCAGUCGCGUGACAUGUAAAAUGUAAACGCGAAACAACAACAACAACAACAAAGGCUAAACAACCAAACGCCAAAAACCUGAUUUUGUGCGCACGGCCAGCCGUAAAUCAAUUUAACAAUAUCAAUUCGCUCGUAAAACCGUUUGAAAAAACACACAUAAAUGAAUAUAUCCAUAUGCAGCUGAAGUGUUAAUCGAAAGAAAACAAUAAAGUUGAUGAACAAACAGCAGAAGCAACAAAAACGGGAAAGGCUUGCAAGUUGCAACUACCAACAUGUGAGGCAAGGCAAGUUGAAAUGUUAGCUCAGCCCCUCGAAAAGAUGGCCGCCAGGAUGUGCAGCAUCGUCGUUUCCAUCAUCUAGCUGCCCCGCUGCUGCAUUCACCGAGCUCACACAGAUACUUCUACAGAUACAGAUACAGAUACACACUUACACACACAUAGAUACUAACACCUACACACACACACAUACCAAUGCAGCUGACAGCCAGACGCUCGCACACAAAUGCAAGCAUCUCUUAAAGAACCCAUGUCAAUUUCAUCCUGGAAUACCAGUUCUGCGGCACUACCCUCGAAGCCCACCAAGAAUCAUUCGUCUGUUGAUCCUCAUAAAUCACUGGGACAGACAGGUGGAGCUCCGGCGGGCGCCCAUCACGGCCACCACCUGGCGGCUGGGGCGCGCAAGGCCAAGCUGCGGCGCUUCAACUCCCACGACACCAGCUCCAACAUGUUCUCGGUGGCGGAGUUCGAGAACGCCCGUCUGGCCCGCCGCAACGAGAUCGAGAACCAGCGGCUGGCACGACGCCUGCGCAACUUUGCCAACAGCAGCUGCUACGGGGGCUUGGGAUCAGGCGCUAGUGCUGGCGGGACUGGAGGCGGCGGCGGCGGAUAUUCCGGCUUCAAAGGCGGCCUGAACGGUAGCGGAGACUACUCUACCGGCGACAGCAAGGCCUCCAAGGGCAGCAGCGAGUCGCAGCAGGAAGCUUUACCCGCCGAUGUAUUCCUCGAGCGGCACUCUCUGCCCCGUGUCGUGCGCAUCUUGCUGGCCAGCAAGAGCUCCAACGAAACCCUGCAGUCCAGUUCGUCGCACGGCUCCUCCACGGCCGCCUCGAGCAGCUCGUCCACAGGAACAAAGCCGGCGGGCACCACCACUUCCAGUGGCAACACAGACACCGGCACCGGCACCCAUUCAUCGUCCAGCGGGGGAAGUGCCUCCGGAACUGGAACCGGAACUGGCCCUGGCUUUGCUCCCGGCCAGAAAAUGCACAGCACCAGACACAGCAGCAGCAGCAACGGUGGAGGCACACCACCCGGCCACGACGAGCUCUUUCUGCUGUACAGGCAGGUGCGGCAGCGGAACAUCUACCAUGGACACAACGCCAAGUCGCAGGCGUCGCAGCGCAAGAAGAGUGUGCUCAUACCGCAGGAGUUUCCGGGUUACUUUUCGAUGCUGAACGAAAAGGGCAUGCCGACGGCCACCCAGUACGGAUCCUUGAUGCAACUGGUACGCGAACGUGUUUACAAGUUCAUGUCGGUGGACAACAUGCCGGCAUUCACGGAAUCAUCGCCCAGCAGCGCCAGCAGCCCCACCCACGAGGGAUGCCUGCCAGUGGCCAAGGGUCGUCCCCAAUAUGUGAAGACGACCGCCCGGGGCGGUCAGGUGUUUCGGCUGCUGGCCGUGUUCGAGGACGGCAAGCAGGAGCCGGGCCAGAUUCACAUGUCGCAGCACGGAAACGUGAAUGUGUCCAAGUCGGGGGGCUACAUGGGCCGGGAGAAGGAGAAGAAUCGAUAUGCCCAGCUGCUGAACGAAAAUCGGCAGGUUAUGUACGUGCCCCUGUCCACCAAGGGCAAGUUUUACGAAAUCGAGCCGGGCAUUCCACAGCUACUGCAAAAGCUGGGUGAAUCGCAGCGCAAACUGAAUCCCGAGUGCGUUCACCGGUUGGGUGCACUGGUGGCGGCGGCCAAGCAGUUGCCGCUGACUCUGCGCUACAUCUCUGGACCCGGCGGCUCCGACAUUCCCGAGCAGUUGUGCGUCAGUCAAGUGAGCAAGGAGGACGUGGUGGUGGGCUGCUCCAUCGAGGACAUCGACAACCAGACACCAUUGCAGCUGAGGAAGUUCUAUCCCAGCCGGGACAUGCAGCUGGUCAAGAGCUACCUGGGCUUUGAUUCCGAGCAGCGGAUGCUGGCCAACACGAAUGUCCAGAACAUGCUCAAGUUUUGCCAGUUCAACUGCGACCAGUUCUUGAAGCUGGUGGAGAUCGAGUUGAUCCAGCGUUCCGAGCGCUCGGGCAGCAAGAGCCGAGAGGGCUUGCGAAUCCUGAAACCGCUGCAUCUGCCCAAAAUUCUGAGGCGCGAGAAGAGCAGCAUGGCAGCUGCUCACGAGAAGGAGGACUCCAUCAUCUUUCUGAGCAAAACGGAUCUGGAGAACAUGGAAGCCAAGGAGGCUGCGGCUACAGCGGCGGCAGCUGCCGCUCAUUCCGACACCGGCAUCAAUCGCAUCUCGGACCGCAUGAAGGUGUUCCAGUCUACGAAGAAGAAGUGGUUCGGAAAGCACCACCAGCAGCAGCUACCGGCCACGGAGAAAGUGGCCACCGAUCUGGACCUCGACGAGCAGGCGAAGCGGAUGAGCAUGGAGCGGUACACCGACAUGUCAAAGCUGUUGCAGGAGCGAUUUGGAGCAGAUCCGGAGCAGCCAGACCAGGACGGUGUCUCGCUAAACAGCACUGGAGCGUCGGACACCGAGACCACGACCCUGACUACCAUGGAGCCCAAGUCGCUGGAUACUUUGCUGCAAAAAUCGAUGUCCUUGCAGGACAUUGAACUGUUGAACGGGCAGCGCAAGCCGCGUCCCGAUCUGCUGGCGAGCCAUAAUCACUCGGAUGCUAUCAGCGAGGCGGGCACUGAGCUGGAGGAUGUGGAGAAUCAGACGCCGCCGCCGCAGUCCUUCAUUACGGAGAAGCUCUACAACGAGUUCCACGUGAAGACUCGUCAGUACAGCAAGUCGUCCUCCAGCCUGCACCAGCUGCGUCACUUCUCGUUGCCGCAGAAACUGCAGCUUCACGAAGCGGAAAAGGAGAAGCGCCAUCUGAUGGAGCUCAAGGCCCAGCAGCAGUCGCAGGCCAAGCAGCCGGUGACUGGGCGUCGAGCAGCAGGCGGAGUCUGCCUCUUGGCAGGUGGUUUGAGCUAUCAGACCCCCGUGGCUUCGUCCUUUUAUCUGGGGGAGGACGACUUGCCCUAUUCGAGUGUACGCGACUCGUUGGUGAUCUCUGGCGAUGGAUGCCUGCGAUCGGAGGCAGCCGCUAGGCCUGUCAACGCCGUGGACUACACGAAGGAGAACAUCUACGCGGAGAUAUGUCCUUCGCACACCGUCGACACGUUCUCGGGUGCCACGCAACUGACCCAUGUGCUGGACGACGACGGCGACUACGCAUCUCUCAAGUAUCCGGCCAGCGGACCCCAGUCCGUCAGCCGCAUCGAGGUGAACGGAGCAGCGGCGGGAAAGAACAGCGCUAUUAGCUACCACACCGUGUACCUGGGGGAGGAGCCGCUGGGCGAGAGGCACGCUGCCCACAUCACCACUGUGGAGCUGGCCGGGGAGGAUAACAUAUACAAUACGCUCAAAUGAUGACUCAUGUGAUUUCGGCGACGUAAGUUAGCCGGUGCCAAGGGCCUGUUUUAAGUAUUGUCAUCGGUCGAAGGGCGAGCUAGGAGGAUCUGAAUGGAAGUCAGCGCAAAGACCUUUUUUUGUCAGUUGUUUCUAAAACAAAAAUGUAUUCUUAAUUUUACUUUUUUUUUUCAAUCUGCUGUCACUUGGCCAAAGCAGUAUAACAAUUAUUUUAGGAAGUGUGUCGAUAGCAGUCGAAAAUUUAGGAACAAGUAUACAUCAUAGUUUGAUUGCGUUAUGCAUUCGACCAUUUAGUUUCAUAUAGAGUCUAAAUUCUAGACAACUAAGGAAAGAAGAGAAAAAUACAUAAUAUUCCCCUAAGCGGGACUAGAUCUAGUUAGAAAUUCGUGGCUAGUCUUACUAAACAUUACACUGAGCGAGCAGUUGCCGACACGAAAAUGAAAUGAAUUUAUGUUUGUAAUUUUAAGCAGAAAGUGUUUAAGAUCCUGGGCCCUUCGACCUUGACCUACUGGAGCUUGGCGAAAUGUUUAACAAUUCAAAUACAAUUUAUGAUAUAUCAUGUGGCGCUAAAGCACAAACGCAGACACAAAUGUAGAGACAACUAUUUUCUAUUUCAUUUCGGAGAAAAAAAUCUACCAAACACAACUUUAUGAGUAACUCGAAGAGAAUUUGAAUCUGGUUAACAAACGCUUAGACCCAUAAACGGAAUUACAAAUCUCUGUAAUAACAUUAUUAAUUCGAACAUAUAUACUUGUAGUGCGUAGAGUUAAGAUAUGAAACGGCGUUGUAAAUGGAGACGUCCCAGUGGGCGACGAAAAACCCCUAGAAAUGACAACUGAAAUUGUAAUAUUAACCAAGUGAAGACAAGCAAUUUGUAUUGUACAUAAUCUACUAUAUUUAGGUGGAUCUAUUGCACCACCAGUCCCCUGACCCAAAAACAAUACAAAACCAAUACAUAAUUAAACUGAAACAUUUGGAAAUUGCAAUAUUAUACAAUUGUAUACAUUAUAUAUAUAUUAGAAUAGCUAUACUUAUACACACAUAUAUACUUACUUAUAGAUACGAUUACGAUUUGGAAAUCUUAGUGCAAACCUAAGGUAUUAUUAGCUCGUAGGCAAUCAACAAGUCAAAUCAAAUCAUAAGCGAUAUACAUCUUUAUAUGCAUAUAUAUACUGUAUAUUUGUAACAUAGCAUCAUCUUUUAGGGCAGUAUGCCAAACUUUUACACGAUCUCUCGUCAUUUGUCGUCCUUUUUUGGAAAAACACAACCCAUUGACUUGGUUUUGUUGGGUUCACUUCAGUUGUUUGUUGUACCCGCCCGGCAAUUCUAAGUUGAGCAAACAAACCGAUUACAUUAAAGUGCGGGCAUGUCCACAUCCACAACACAUUGUAAAUAUUUUAACGUGUCUGUUCGUCCGCGUCGCUGAAAGUCCACAAGCCAGCCAUUUUGCAGUGGAGUGGAGUGGAGUGCUUUCCCCCCAAAUAACACACAUAAUGGAUUAUAAUACCAAUAAAAUAUUCGUAGGAAACUAUACAUAUAUCGAGCCGUCUCGAGCCAUAUAUAAAUGCAGUCUCAAAGUAGAGUUUUUUAGUCAUUAAGAUCCAGUUGUUUCUAGUCUUAAUUUGAUGGCGAAUACGCAUAAUUUUCAAUCGACAUGCCGAACUUUUACUUUGUAUCGAAUCGACUUCGGUUGCCCGGAGGAUUCUUCAAUAUAUACACUUUCAAUUGGGUACUACUUAAAUAAAUAUUUAGCAUGAAUUUAUGAUUUUUAUUUUAUUUCGUUUGUUAUUGUAAUCAAUACAGAAAAUAAUAUUUGAUUUGAAACGGA